AUGGCCUGUCCAGCACCAUUUCUGGCGCCCGCYGACUUCCCGGCUAACCAAGGCUACAUUCCCGGCCGUUUCUGCGGCACCAUCACAUCAGACCUCGCCUGCUGCUUACCUUGUCCCACACAAGAUUGGCUCUACUCAGACAGUUUUGACAAGAAUGUCAAAAUUGGCACAUGGUUCAACAUCCCAAGUCUGGUAUGCCAGGUCUUCCUGCUCGUCACGUUCGCGAUCUGGCCGAAAGAGACCAGCCAUCGGCACUAUUUGAGCAUCGGACUAUGCAUCUCGCUCAUCCUCCUCCAUCUGGCAUUCAUCAUCCCAUUGGGAACUAAGCCUGAAAUAUGUGCGAAUGCGUUGACUCCCAAGGACAUGUAUUCCAGCCUUGGCUAUUCAUUCGGCCGACUUAUUCUGACAUAUGGUGCAGUUUUGCUGCGCUCUCUUUGGGUACACCUGCAGGUAUGCUGGGAUGUCGACAUCCUCAAGAAGAGAGCGGGAUUUUGGGCGGCCCAAGCGAUCGGGUGGGGUCUUCCAGGCCUGUCUUUCAUCACUUGGUUCGGAUGGCUGAUUGCAUUUGGCUGCCUCGCCACCGCUAUCCAAUUCACAACCACAGUAUUCUGCCUCUGGAUCUACCUCCGAGACCUUUUUGGUGGCGAAUCUUCGACUACGACCAAAAGCUCGGGGGUUGGCAGUAGGAAUAGCACCUACAUCGAAGAGCCUGCAGUCAAGUYGGGUUUCGACGCUGAUGAAUCUGCGCGUGGCACACUGGCGUGGGAGCGUGUCAAGAAGGUCGCGAAAUCCCAGUGGCGGAGCAUGGUACUGUGCAUCGGCUUGAGUGUGUUCUCGAUCUACUUUGGAGCCAUUUUUGUCUCUCAGGCGAGGACUGGCGCGAGGGCGGCAUCAGGCGAGAGUCGCGACCCACUCGUGACAUGGGCUUUCUGCCUAAUUACCAACAACGGCGAUAAGAGCCAAUGUGGUGGCGUUGGCAAGGCCAUUGGCUUGAACGAGAACAUGGUGGUCGCCAUUUGGCCUCUUGCGGGUUUGCUCGGCUUGCUGACUUUUCUACUCAUGUUACGUGGCUCGAUGCUGAACGGAUGGUGGCGACUGAUUCGGUACCAGCGUCGACAGCCCAGAAUCGUUGAGAAUACUGCUCAUGUGAAACGAGACGAGAAGGUCCAAGGAUACGGAGACUUUGCCCUCCCCGAGGAAACCAACGCRACAAAGCGAAAGUCAUAUGGUAUCCGACUCGAAUCGGAGAGACCAGGCAUGGUCAGUCCCACAGACUCGGAGUAUGCAGGAGCUCCAGCCUCCCCUGUGUCACUAGAAGAACCGCAGUGGCCCAUGAGUGCGUACCGGCAACCAAGUACAGAGCGAGUCGGCGCUUACAGGGCUUAUAAUCCAGCGGCGAGACUUGCAUCAGUGCGACAGGUUCCAACGGAUGGUUUCGACAGCUCUAGCGACGAAGACGAAAUAACACCUGUGCAUGAGAGGAGGAGAGACGACCAUAUGGUCUGA
This is a messenger RNA of Ramularia collo-cygni, 1506 nucleotides long. RefSeq lists its product as uncharacterized. The record is from RefSeq and is a predicted model, not a curated record. The transcript has 6 exons. Bases 1 to 1506 code for a protein of 501 amino acids. Lineage: Eukaryota; Fungi; Ascomycota; Dothideomycetes; Mycosphaerellales; Mycosphaerellaceae.